AUGGGAGUGUUAAGUUGCAGCACCAUGAUCACGUCCACCAUCCCCACGGCCAAGGCGUUUGAGGCCAUUGUCAACGCCAACAACCUCAUCCCUGGGGCCCUCCUGCCGGUCCUCAAGAGUGCUGAGGUCGUCGAGGAUAUCACUUCCGGCGAAAGCAACCGGGAGAAGACAGUGAAGCACAAGAUCGAGGCCCUGGACAAUGAGAACUUCACCUACUGCUACUCGAUCACCAUGGCCGACGCGCUGGGCAUCACCUUGGAGAAGAUCACCUACGAGGUGAAGGUCACCGCGUCGCCCGAGGGAGGCUCGGUGUGCAAGAACACGAGCAGGUACUUCACCCAGAACGAUGCAGACAUCACCGAGGAGAAGAUCAUGUUUGUGAAGGAGAAGGCGAUUGAGUUGUUCCAGGCCAUCGAGGCUUAUCUGGUGGCAAACCCUCAUGACUAG
Messenger RNA from Eucalyptus grandis, 447 nucleotides. RefSeq names its product major strawberry allergen Fra a 1.06. Gene Ontology annotation, biological process: defense response; abscisic acid-activated signaling pathway. Gene Ontology annotation, molecular function: abscisic acid binding; protein phosphatase inhibitor activity; signaling receptor activity. Gene Ontology annotation, cellular component: nucleus; cytoplasm. The record is from RefSeq and is a predicted model, not a curated record. The transcript has 2 exons. Lineage: Eukaryota; Viridiplantae; Streptophyta; Magnoliopsida; Myrtales; Myrtaceae. Bases 1 to 447 code for a protein of 148 amino acids.